Molecule: messenger RNA, 11106 nt
Organism: Lepisosteus oculatus (spotted gar)
Lineage: Eukaryota; Metazoa; Chordata; Actinopteri; Semionotiformes; Lepisosteidae
Source: RefSeq, a predicted model, not a curated record
CAAUUCAUGUUCCAAUCGAGCGAGAGAGACGCAGCCCUGGGAUUUUUCUCUGUUUUUUGUUUUCUUUGAUUUUUUUUUGAGGGGAGGUGUUUGUGCCUAUGCGAAGGGACACCGAUUUGCUGACAAAAAAAAAAUGCACUUUAGAUCAAACGGCAGCAAAUAGGCAAACGGCUUGGGCGUCUGGAAUCUCGGCUUCUCCGCUGUUCGUGCGAUCGUUGCUACGGCGUUCAGGCGGUCGGCGUGUCUUGGAGGAAUAAAAGCAUGUUUUAUGGACGCGGGCUGUUCUCGGAGGCAGACCGGGAGGGCACUGCAAGGGCCGUCUUCACUAGUCUGGGCUUUCAGGACUGCUAACUGGAGACGGGGUUACAGCUGAACUGGGGAGAAAUGAAAAAUUGAAACUCGCCCCCCCGUCCCACCCCCUGUAUUGUCUACGGGAUGGAAUGAAAGUAAACACGGACGAGAAAGUUCUGUUUUUAAAAAAAACCCCACAAAGUAGAGCCAACGGAAAAGGGACUUGUUUUUCUUUGCCAAAAAUCACGCUGAAUGCCACACGCGCGCACACGCAGUGCGAAGCGAACUCCUGUCCGGGAAUCAAGCGUGUGUGUGUGUGGUGAUGCUUCUUCCCUCCGUGUUGUCUGAUGUCAGUUUGGGUUCCAGCUCUCGGAUCUGUGCGUUUCUAGAAUGGCUCGCUUCGGAGACGAUCUUCCUACCCGCUAUGGAGGCGGCGGUCCAGCGGGCGCUGGGCGAGGAGGCAGCCGGCAGGGAGGCCCGCCGGGCGGCCCGAGGAUGUACAAGCAGUCGAUGGCCCAGAGAGCCAGGACCAUGGCCAUUUACAACCCCAUCCCCGUCAAGCAGAACUGCUUCACCGUCAACAGAUCCCUCUUCAUCUUCAGCGAAGACAACAUCAUACGGAAAUACGCCAAAAGAAUAACCGAGUGGCCUCCAUUUGAGUACAUGAUCCUAGCCACCAUCAUCACCAACUGCAUCGUGUUGGCUCUGGACCAGCACCUGCCCUCUGGAGACAAGACCCCCAUGUCCGGGAGACUGGAAAAGACGGAGCCCUACUUUAUUGGAAUAUUUUGCUUUGAAGCCGGCAUCAAGAUCAUCGCCCUUGGGUUUGUGUUACAUAAAGGCUCCUACCUCCGGAACGGCUGGAAUGUAAUGGAUUUCGUGGUCGUCUUAACGGGGAUCCUGGCCGUAGCCGGGACGGAUUUCGAUCUGCGCACACUGAGAGCUGUUCGAGUACUACGGCCACUGAAGCUGGUGUCAGGAAUACCAAGCCUGCAAGUGGUGCUGAAGUCCAUAAUGAAGGCCAUGGUUCCCCUGCUGCAGAUCGGCCUGCUGCUCUUCUUCGCCAUUGUCAUGUUCGCCAUCAUCGGCCUGGAGUUCUACAUGGGCAGGUUCCACAAGACCUGUUUCAAGAUAGAGACAGGCGAGAUCGCCGCAGAUUUCCCCUGCGGUACGGAGCCCCCGGCCCGGCUCUGCCCCAAUGAGACGGAGUGCCGGGAGUACUGGAUCGGGCCCAACUUCGGCAUCACCAAUUUCGACAACAUCCUCUUCGCGGUUCUCACCGUCUUCCAGUGCAUCACGAUGGAGGGCUGGACCGAGAUCCUGUAUAAUGCCAACGAUGCCUCAGGAAACACCUGGAACUGGCUGUAUUUCGUCCCGCUCAUCAUCAUCGGCUCUUUCUUCAUGCUGAACCUGGUCCUAGGAGUCCUGUCUGGCGAGUUUGCCAAGGAGCGUGAGCGCGUGGAGAAGAGGCAGGAGUUCCUGAAGCUGCGACGCCAGCAGCAGAUCGAGCGCGAGCUGACCGGGUACCUGGAGUGGAUAUGCAAGGCAGAGGAGGUCAUGCUGGCAGAAGAGGACAGGAUCGCUGAGGAGAAAUCUCCGCUGGACGUGUUAAAAAGAGCCAAGACCAAGAAGAGCAAGAAUGACCUGAUCCACGCUGAGGAAGGAGAGGACCACUUCACAGACAUCUCCUCCGUGGGCUCCCCGUUCGCCCGCACCAGCCUGAAGAGCGGCAAGAACGAGAGCUCCUCCUACUUCCGGCGGAAGGAGAAGAGGCUGCGGUUCUUCAUCCGCCGCAUGGUCAAGUCGCAGAGCUUCUACUGGAUCGUCCUGUGCCUGGUGGCCCUGAACACACUGUGCGUGGCCAUCGUGCACUACGACCAGCCGGACUGGCUCACCAAGGCGCUGUACUUGGCUGAGUUUGUGUUCCUGGGCCUCUUUCUGACCGAGAUGACCUUGAAGAUGUAUGGGCUGGGACCCAGAAACUACUUUCACUCUUCUUUCAAUUGCUUUGAUUUUGGGGUGAUAGUGGGUAGUAUUUUUGAGGUGGUCUGGGCAGCAGUGAAGCCCGGGGCCUCAUUCGGCAUCAGUGUCCUGAGAGCCCUGCGUCUGCUCAGGAUUUUCAAAGUAACAAAGUACUGGAACUCUCUGCGGAACCUGGUGGUGUCCCUGCUCAACUCCAUGAAGUCCAUCAUCAGCCUGCUCUUCCUCCUCUUCCUCUUCAUCGUCGUCUUCGCUCUGCUGGGCAUGCAGCUUUUCGGCGGCCAUUCCAAGGCGCCAGACACAAGUUCUGACAGGUUUAACUUUGAGGAUGAAACUCCCACUAACAACUUCGACACUUUCCCUGCUGCCAUUCUCACAGUGUUCCAGAUCCUAACAGGAGAGGACUGGAAUGCCGUGAUGUAUCAUGGGAUUGAGUCGCAGGGCGGUGUGCGAAGAGGAAUGCUCUCCUCCAUCUACUUCAUUGUCCUGACGCUGUUCGGUAACUACACGCUCCUCAACGUCUUCUUGGCCAUUGCCGUUGACAACCUGGCUAAUGCGCAGGAGCUAACGAAGGACGAGGAAGAGCAAGAGGAAGCCACCAGUAAAAAGCUUGCCCUCCAAAAGGCCAAGGAGGUAAAGGAGGUCAGCCCCAUGUCGGCAGCUAACAUUUCCAUCGCAGCUUUUGUAAAGCAAAAUCGAGGUGCUCUAUCACGCAGCUCGUCCGUGUCCAGCGUUAACUCACCGAGUUAUGUCUGCUCUCCUGCUCGUCGCGUUUUGAGGUACAGCAGGGAGCAGCAGAAGUCGAUGAAGUUGAUGUCAGUGUGGGAGCAGCGGACCACGCAGAUUCGCCGGCACAACCUGCGCGCCAGCUGCGAGGCGCUGUACAGCGAGCUGGACCCCGAGGAGCGAGUCCGCCUGUCCUCCGUGCUGCACCUCCGGCCCGACAUGAAGACCCACCUGGACCGGCCGCUUGUGGUGGAGCCGCGGGACGAGUCCCGCGACAACGCGGACGGCGCCAAGCCCGCGGAUGGCACCGCGCCCCCGGACGGGCCCGGACCAGGGCCGGGGGAGGCGACAGACCGGCCGCCGGCCAGAGACGCCGGUGAGCCCGCCGCCCCCCGCAAGCACCACCGGCACCACGACAGGCCGGCCGAGGACAGGCCCGAGCCGGGCAACGAGAACGGGGACACAGGGGGCAGCAGCAAUGGCAAGGAGGGCCGGCAUCGCUUGCACCACAGCCGCAGCAAAGACCAGGAGGGCCGGGGCAAAGAGGGCAAGGGCGAGAGGAGCCGCAGCAGAGAGGCCGCGAAGAGGCACCAUCACCAGGGCCCAGCAGAAGACGGGGGAGGAGGGGAGAAGGAGCACCGCCGGCACUGCAGCCACCGCCAGCCCAAAGAGGGCAACGGCACAGUCAACAACGGGGGCGGCCGCGGCGAGCGCCGGGGCCGGCACAGGGACGGGCCCCGCCCCGCCAACCGGGAGGGCGAGGCCGGAGCUGGGGGAGCCAAGGGGGAGAACGGGGAGCGGCUGGAGAAACGGCACAAGCACCGCAGCAAAACCCAGCCCCCCACCGAGGGGGAGGACCGCAGGGAGAAUGGAGAGCGAGAGCCGGAGGGAGAUGCGGCGGAUAAGGAGCGCAAGAACCACUGUCCGAAGGAGAAGCAGGCGGACGCGGGGACAAGCGCCCUGGCCACCACCCCGCAGCAGCUGGGCGGGGAGAAGCCAGAGGACUCGGACAACCAGAAGAACGUCAAGCGCACGGCCCAGACAGUCAACAACGCCAGCACCGUCGCCAUCCCCUUGACUGUCACAGCCCCCCCAGGAGAGACCACCGUCAUCCCCCUGAACAGCAUCGACUGUGACACGCUGCCGAAGACCGAGGAGAAGAAGAGCCUGGAAGACAUGACCAAGAACGGGCCGAAGCAGAUCCUGCCCUACAGCUCCAUGUUCGUGUUCAGCCAGACCAACCCGGUGCGGAGGCUAUGCCACUACAUUGUCAACCUGCGCUACUUCGAAAUGUGCAUCCUGGUGGUGAUCGCCAUGAGCAGCAUCGCCCUGGCCGCCGAGGACCCUGUGCAAGCCGACGCCCCCAGGAACAACGUGCUCAAAUAUUUGGAUUACGUCUUUACGGGAGUGUUCACAUUUGAGAUGGUGAUUAAGAUGAUCGAUCUGGGUUUGCUCCUCCACCCUGGAUCGUACUUCAGGGACCUUUGGAACAUCCUGGACUUCAUAGUUGUCAGUGGUGCUUUGGUGGCCUUUGCUUUUUCGAGCUUCAUGGGAUCGCACCAAACCGUCACCAGAGGGACCAAAGGGAAGGAUAUCAACACCAUUAAGUCCCUGCGUGUGCUCAGAGUGCUGCGUCCCCUGAAGACCAUCAAGAGGCUGCCUAAACUGAAGGCUGUGUUCGACUGCGUGGUGAACUCCCUGAAGAACGUUCUGAACAUCCUCAUCGUCUACAUGCUCUUCAUGUUCAUCUUUGCUGUCAUCGCGGUGCAGCUCUUCAAGGGCAAGUUCUUCUACUGCACCGACGAGUCCAAGGAGCUGAAGAAGGACUGCAGGGGUCAGUUCCUGGACUACGACAAGGACGGCGUGGCGGCGCAGCCCCGGGAGUGGAAGAAGUACGAGUUCCACUACGACAACGUGCUGUGGGCGUUCCUCACGCUCUUCACCGUGUCCACGGGCGAGGGCUGGCCCACUGUCCUAAAGCACUCUGUGGACGCCACCUACGAGGAUCAGGGUCCCAGCCCGGGCUUCAGAAUGGAGAUGUCCAUCUUCUACGUGGUCUACUUCGUGGUGUUCCCCUUCUUCUUCGUCAACAUCUUCGUGGCCCUCAUCAUCAUCACCUUCCAGGAGCAAGGGGACAAGGUCAUGUCUGAGUGCAGCCUGGAGAAGAACGAGAGGGCCUGCAUCGACUUUGCCAUCAGCGCCAAGCCCCUCACACGCUACAUGCCCCAGAACAAGCAGUCCUUCCAGUACAAGAUGUGGAAGUUCGUGGUGUCGCCGCCCUUCGAGUAUUUCAUCAUGGCCAUGAUCGCGCUCAACACUGUGGUGCUCAUGAUGAAGUUCUAUGGGGCUCCAGUGGUGUACGAGGCAAUGCUGAAGUACUUGAACGUUGUGUUUACAGCGCUGUUUUCCUUGGAGUGCAUCCUGAAGAUUAUUGCAUUUGGUGCCCUGAACUACCUGAAGGAUGCCUGGAACGUGUUUGAUUUUGUGACAGUAUUGGGAAGUAUAACUGAUAUAUUGGUCACAGAAAUUAAUACAUCGAACAAGCUGAUCAACCUCAGUUUCCUAAGGCUGUUCAGGGCUGCCCGACUCAUCAAGCUUCUGCGACAGGGUUACACCAUUCGGAUUCUGCUCUGGACCUUUGUCCAGUCCUUCAAGGCCCUGCCUUACGUCUGCCUUCUGAUUGCAAUGCUGUUUUUUAUCUACGCCAUCAUCGGAAUGCAAGUUUUUGGAAACAUUGACCUGCAAGACGAUACAGCCAUCAAUCGGCACAACAAUUUCCGUACCUUCUUCCAAGCUCUGAUACUUCUGUUCAGGAGCGCCACGGGGGAGGCCUGGCACGAGAUCAUGCUGUCCUGCCUGAGCAACCGGCACUGCGACGAGCGCUCCGGCUCCACUGGGAAGGAGUGUGGCAGCAACUUCGCCUACUUCUACUUCGUCUCCUUCAUCUUCCUCUGCUCCUUCCUGAUGCUCAAUCUCUUUGUGGCCGUCAUUAUGGACAACUUUGAGUAUCUGACCCGAGACUCUUCAAUACUGGGGCCUCAUCACCUGGAUGAGUUCAUCCGCGUCUGGGCAGAGUACGACCCAGCAGCCUGUGGCCGCAUCGCAUAUCUUGAUAUGUAUGAGAUGCUGCUCCACAUGUCCCCACCUUUAGGUCUGGGAAAGAAAUGUCCAGCGAGAGUCGCCUACAAGCGCCUGGUGAAAAUGAACAUGCCCAUCGCCGAGGACAACACCGUGCACUUCACCUCCACGCUGAUGGCGCUGAUCCGCACGGCGCUGGAAAUCAAACUGGGCUCAGGGGUCAUUCAGCAGCAGCUGUGUGAUGCUGAACUGAAGAAGGAGAUCGCCACCGUCUGGCCAAACCUCUCUCAGAAGACCAUGGACCUGCUGGUGACUCCACACAGGCCUAACGAGCUGACGGUGGGGAAGGUGUACGCCGCUCUGAUGAUCUUCGACUACUACAAGCUGAACCGCAGCAAACGGCUCCAGCAGCAGCAGCAGACAGCGGGCGGGCUGCCAAAGAACAAGGUGAGCGAGCUCUUCAAGCCCAUGCUGCCUCUCACCCUGAUGCGGGACCAGCUGCCGCCCAUGAACAACACCAAGCCGCCCCCGCAGCCCGCCAGCACCACCUCCCUCAACAACGGGGGCGCCUUGCCAGGCCAGGACACCGCUGUCAAAGAAUCUCCUUCCUGGGUCACGGAGAAGGCACAGGAAGUGUUCCAGCUGAACAAGAAGCGGCCGGUUCAGAGGGGGCAGUCUGAGGACAUCCCCAACACAACCAGAGCUCAGGAGGCGGUGGAGAUGAAGAAGAUGGACCACAGUGCCAAUGGAGAGAGCCAGCCAGGCCUGGAGAGCCAGGGCAGAGCGGCGUCGAUGCCCAGGCUGAACGCAGAGAUGCAGCGGGGCCAUUCUCGAACUCCGAGGACGUACCUAGCACCCAUUCCUGACACAAGCCCCAUGAAGCGCUCUGUGUCCACGCUGGCUCCGCAGCGCCCCCCAGAGGUGCACCUGCCUGAUUACGCUCUGGACCGCCCGGGGCCCGACCGGCCCCACCAUCACCAUCACCACCACCGCUGUCACCGGCGCCGGGAGAAGGACAGGAAGCAGCACUCUCUGGACAGGUCUCCCAGUGGCCAGACCCACAGCAACGCAGGCACGCCAGGAGAUCCGGGCUCUGCCGUCCCGCUGGGGGAGGCCACGUCGCGGGACAGGAGGCAGGACCGGGGCCGGUCCCACGAGAGGAAGCACCACUCCUCGUCCUCGGAGAAGCAGCGGUACUACUCCUGCGACCGCUACGGCAGCCGCGACCACUCUCAGACCAAAUCGAACACCGCCAGCCGCUCGACCUCGCCCGUCGACACCCGCGAGUCCGGCCUCAACAAGCAGGGCAGUGGUUCAGCUAAGGGGAGCCCGCUGAUGCUGACCUCUGGCGACAGCACCCCCUGCCGAGGGCGCAGGCAGCUCCCCCAGACCCCCCUCACCCCCCGGCCCAGCGUCGCCUACAAGACCGCCAACUCCUCGCCCGUCCACUUCGGCGCCGCCACGCCCGGCGUGCCCUCCUUCUGCCCGGGCCGGCUGAGCCGCGGCCUGUCGGAGCACAACGCCCUGCUGCGCGGUGAGGGCGACUCGCAGGUCCGCGCCCACCUGGCCGUGACCCGGAUCGGCUCUGACCCGUACCUGGGCUACCGGGACGAUCGCAGCGGCCCGUUCUGGGCCCUCCCGGAGGACGCGCUGGCCGCCCACGCUGACCGCUCCCCCAGGACUUCAGCCUCGUACGGGGUGUCCCUUCCGCCCCCACCCCAGCUGCAGACCCGGGGGGUCCCCAAUGGAUACCAUUAUGCCCUGGGUGUCAACGCAGGGCCUGGCUCGGGCACCAGGGGGCGCCAGUACUACCAGGAGGCGGAUGAGGAUGAUUGGUGCUAGCAUGGCUUUAAACAACGACAAAGAUUGCAAGGUUCUUGCAGAUUUUUAUGCAUUUUAGGAAAAUUUUGAUGAGUUUUAUCAUCUUUUGCAAAAGCAGUAGUUAACACUGUUGUUGUAUGUAUGUAUGCAUCUGUUUUAAACAAAGAGGAAGAGAAGAGUGCCAGAUGAUGAGAAGAUAAAAAACAAAGAAACCGCCUUUUGAGAAGAAAAGUGGAAAAGAAUCAUUCCAGAUUUUAAGAUACAAAGAGCAUAAAUAUUUUAUUUUAAAAAAGGCAAAAUGGUAAAUGGGUAUCAGCCUGUGCUGUUGUUGAAUUCGUCAGCGUCUUGUUGAACUGAAGGCGAGAGGCCCGCGGUGGUGUGGAAACGAGCACGAGAGAGGCACCGCGUUUCCGCUCUCCGUGCUGGGUGGCGUAGCGGCGGUGAACAGAUGCCAAACCCCCUCCGCCGCCGUGCGCGUGGGCGCGGGACUCUGCCGGGGAGCACGCCCCCACUGGCCACGCACUCCCGCGUCCUCUGUCCUUCUCCGCUUCGGUCCGUUAGUAUUUCACUCUCUGUAACCCUCGUCGCCAGGCACGCCGGCCACACCUCCCCUCUCACCCCUUCCUGCACGGCAGCGCCGCCGGAGUGACCGCGAGGAAGGAGGGGACAGAAAAGAGCCCAAAUGUUAUUUGUUUUAUAUCGAGCUGUGGUAGAACUUUUAUCUUUUCAUUGUGUGCAUUUUUGUAAAUUGUAUAAAAAAAACAACAAAACACAAAAAACAAAGUGUUUUAUGUCAAUGGCUCAUAGCUCACUUUCAUGCCAGGUCUACUGUUUCUUACUGACUGCUCCAGUUGUUCAAUACCAAGUGCCUAACCUUUUAAAUAUCUCACCGUGGCGAUGCCACCACUUUCUUCAGCGCACGCAGCCUGGAUUGCUGGCGGAGGGCCGGGGUGUUAGUCAGGGCGGGACCUGGAGGCGCCUGGUGGAGCUCAGAGGAAGCCUGAAAGACGAUUUCUCUUGUGGGGUACAGAGGGGAGCAAACGAGAGCGGGGCGUGGGAGUUUUCAUUUGGGUUUUUUACUGAAACUUAAAUAAAACUUGAAACUUGGGAAGACGCGAAAAUCCCAGCGCAAAAGCUGCACCGUGGAGCCUGGAGGGAGUGGGGCAUUAUUGACACAGUUGCAUGUUCAAGUCUUUAAUUCGGUUGUCAGAGGAUAUGAACACAUACUGUAUGGUGUAUACUUAUUUUUGUUGUGAGGAUACUUGGAGAAAGCAUUGCUAGCUAUUGCCUUUUAUUUAAAUGUUAUAUUGCUAUGAGAGAAAGGUGGAAAUAUAUAUAUAUACACAUGCACUUUGGGUGAAGUGUGGGUGGGACAGAGAAAUACAGAUCCCUGAUGAGAGUCUGGUUCAGCAAAGGUCAAGGAAGGGUCAAGACUGUUCCUCCUGCUGUUGAAUGUUGUGUUAAACGUCUGUGGUGUUUCUCCAUCACCAAGGGAUUCCCCUGCUAUUGCCCACCUCGUGCAUCACAUCCAUGUACCGUUGCACCGUCUGUCCUUUCUGUGACGCAAUGCCGGCGCGCACAGGCGCGGAUGCCCACGCCGAGGUCCGGUGACGCUGUCCGUCGGGGAGUACUGUCCGUGCUGGUUCCGUCCGUCACUCCUACUCGCUGUGAGCUGCCAGCGUCUCUCCAGUCGCAGGGGCGAUCGCGGCUGUCCGGAGUCCCGCCCUUUGCCGCAGCGAGGGGGUGCCUGCCUUGCUCCCAGCUUUCUUAUCGUGCAAGAGGACCCCGUUCUUCACGAAGCAGACGACUGGCGAAGGCGGUUUUUCCGAUCGAUCGAUCGAUCGAUCGAUCAGCUGGCGCUCCCAGAGAGAGCGCGGCUGUGAUCUUUGUCCCCGGAGGUGGCGGUGUUCCCUGGGGACGGGCGUAACGGCCCAGUAAGUCUUGACCGCUGCUGCUGCCUCUCAUGAGGCCGGCCUGCUCCUUUCGGAGUUUUCUGGGCAGUUCCCGUGGCGUUCCGCACGACCGGACGAUGGGAGGGACCCCAGGGAGGGGACACUGUGACCACAAGCUCUCAGAAGGGCUCUGGCUCUGUACAUUUCCUGAAGCAGGGUGUUGACCAUUGUCAAGUAGGGCUAUGCAACACGAGAACACUUCAAAUAAACUUCAUCCAUUCUGUAGCUUUACCUGCUGGGUUUUCCAGAUUCAGGCUUCAGCAUGAUUGUGACCAAAUGUUUUAUAGAAAAGUUUUAAAAAAAAGCUAACAAAAAAUAAAGCAUAAAGGCACAAUGAUUAUUAUAAAAUACUAUAAGGGAAAAAAAACAGGACAUUUUGAGAGACGUUUGGCAAGUUGAUAUUAUCGCUGAUAAAUGCAUGCAUCAGAUAUACCCACUUUGACAACUGAAAAGAGAAAAAUAGUGUUUGUUUUAAAUGUAUUAAAAAAUCACAGUUUCUGGGGCGUACCCUUAAAUGUAAUAUCAACCAAGGGGUACUUGGAAAUUCAGAGGACGACCUAAUGAUUUAUUGUCUUCUGUGGGGUAGAGUAUGGAAUUAUUUCUAGUUGACAAAAUGAACAAAUACUUCAGAUUCUUGUGCAUUCUUUCUUUUCUUGUAGCCACAGAGCAUCCUUAUUUAAUGCCAUAGUGGGGCUAAUGCCCAGAUAUGCUCACCUUCUUCUAUGGCAGGUCUUUAAUCUUUAAUGUAGCGUCUGUAUUUAAAAAACAGAUCAAGCAUAUCUCCCCCAAAUCCCUACCAGUCGGUUGCCAAAACUUUGAACUGCGCCCAUCGGUUGCAUACCAGUUCCAGUUUAGUCGUGGCAGUACUCUUUGAAUAAGUAAUGUUUGCAUGUUAUAUUAAAAGUAUGUGCAUGUGAAAACAAAGAAACAUUGUUUAGCUUCGUACUUUUUGAUACAAUGUAUUCAUCAGUUGUUAAUUUUUAAUGAUCUUUGAUAUAAAUUGGGGGUUUGUGGAAAAAAGGUAACAACAAAACUUUAUAUUAAAAAAAAAACAGUGUUGGAAAUGAUUUUAGAAAGUUCCAUCCAUGCAACACGACUGGAACUAACUUUACAAAAUAAAAAGGUCCUGUGAUUGAGUAGUUUGCUGCCUGAUUUCUGUUUUUCAGCCAGACUUUGAAUUCUGCAGUUGUUUCUACAGUUACAUUUUGUAUGAAGCGAAGUCCUUGAACUAAAAAUUAAAUAAAACUUAGAAAAAACA